This is a messenger RNA of Hibiscus syriacus, 1085 nucleotides long. RefSeq names its product protein PLANT CADMIUM RESISTANCE 6-like. NCBI's taxonomy places the organism in Eukaryota, Viridiplantae, Streptophyta, Magnoliopsida, Malvales, Malvaceae. The record is from RefSeq and is a predicted model, not a curated record. The coding region runs from base 550 to 1032 and encodes 160 amino acids. The transcript is spliced from 4 exons.
AACGAAGAUCCUAGCGAGAGAAUAAGGGAUGGGACGCCCUGAUGCAGACCCUGAAGCACAAACGGAAUACGAGCUUCACCCUCAAGAAUAUGAUCCGAACCUCGAAACGACUACAAAUGCAGCCGAUGAGUAUCAAGCACAAACUUAUCAGAACCACAAUGAACAAGGCCAACAAUACCAAAUGGGCGCACCUGGUGGUACUGAUCCCCAGGCUCAGCCCCCACAAUAUCCACCACCAGCACAGCAGCAGCCACCGCAAUACCCACCACAACAACCGAACCAAGCCUAUCCUCCUCCGCAGCGGCCCGCCCCAUACCCGCCUCAAAACAUGCAGUACAAUCCGAAUCCAGCAUAUACUAACAUGCCAAACCAGCAGCCAGCAGCGGCUUAUCCACCUCAACCGGUGCAGUACCCGCCGAAAAGCCCACCUACAAAUCAGAUGUAUGCAAAUGUAGGUCCUCAAGUGACGCCAUCUCAGACUGGUUACGCCCCUAACGUUUCACCACAAGCGUUUCCUCAACCGAAUUCUUGCCCCCUGAUCAGGCUGGUAUGCCGCCUGCUUCACCACAUAAACCAGCCGUGGCGGGGAUCCCGGUGGGGCCUGGUGGAGGCUACGGUUGGAGAAGUGGUCUUUUCGACUUCAUGGAUGAUCCGAUGAACGCUCUGGUGACAGCCUUCUUCCCAUGCUUGACAUUCGGCCAGAUCGCGGAAAUUGUGGAUGAUGGUCACACAACUUGUGGAACCAGUGGACUGCUUUACGGUGCAAUCGCCUUCUGUAUAGGGAUGCCGUGCCUAAUGUCAUGCACUUACAGAACCAAACUAAGAAGCAAGUUCGGGUUGCCGGAAGCUCCGGCACCCGAUUGGGUCACCCACUUCUUUUGCGAGUGGUGUGCUCUUUGUCAAGAAUACAGGGAGCUUCAACAUAGGGGUUGGGAUCCUUCUAUUGGAUGGCAUGGAAACCUGGCGAGGAACCAGAUGCAACAGCCGCCGCCGGUAAUGAUGGCACCGAUGAACCAAAGAAUGAUGGGUUGACGAUGAGAAGCUGUUUUAUUUUUUCGAAUGAUUUUUAUCUGUUUUUAUUUUAC